Messenger RNA from Fonsecaea pedrosoi CBS 271.37, 1875 nucleotides. RefSeq lists its product as uncharacterized. Lineage: Eukaryota; Fungi; Ascomycota; Eurotiomycetes; Chaetothyriales; Herpotrichiellaceae. The coding region runs from base 1 to 1875 and encodes 624 amino acids. The transcript has a single exon. The record is from RefSeq and is a predicted model, not a curated record.
AUGGCAUACUUUCCCAGCGAAAGUCGACCUGACCAUAUGGUGUUGGACGAGAAUGACGGCGACGAGGCACUGACGGACUCUAGAUUUGCUGCGGGCUCUCCAGAAAUAUCCUUCUAUUCCGAUGCCCACAAUCUGCGGGUGUGGAGCAGCAAUGGCAACGAUGCGCACAUGGUGCUUCGGACCUCAUCCAACAAGUUGAGACUAACACCUAGCAGGAAGCGGACGGUCGAUGAGAAGAAACGCCUGUCUUCGGUUGCACAGUUCAAUUCGACGCUUGCCCCUGCAAUUAAACUCCUUCCGGAUGUGAUUGCUACCAAACUUGCUACCAAACGUCCUUCACAGUCCAAAGUCCGUCCGAGCUCAUACCAUGAUGACAAUGAACCCAACGACCCAGUCCACGUGGAUGAACAGGGCCAUCACCGUUUGUGGGCAACGAGCCAAGGGGCUUAUUUUGAGGAUCCCCUGCACCAUAUCAAUGAGAACUUCAAAAUGAACUCCGAGGCGAAUGAUGGCAACGAUGCCCAGGUCGUACGGGGCGAAAACCAAGACGCGACGAGACAACAAACCUGCCAGCUUUCUCCUAUUGUUAUUGUCGAUAAUCUCCUCUCUACCUUUAACAGUGACUUCUCGAGCGAGAGAUCCCGGAAAGCAAUCCGCCGCGACUCUGUCAGGGAUCUGUCAUCCAGGUCCCGAACACACAUGCGACUGCCAACGUAUAUUUUCAAAGAUUACCCUCUCAUGCAGGCCUUACAAGUCAAUUCACCACAGCGCGAUAGAAGGGAAGUUGUGAUUGAACUUGUUUAUCGGGUUCUAUCAUGCCAUAAUCUGAGGAGACUUUUGUCGUGGCCAAAGAAUGAUCAGAACAUGGAUCGAAUAUCAUCUCCAAUCCCAACUGCUCAAUUUCAGCAUUGCACUUCACCGUGGCGACGGAGGAGCCCUACGCCUCUUUCCAGGGUCGAAGAUGCCUGGGAGAGAGAGUUGCAACAGUCACUGAAUUUGCAUGUGAUGCAAUCCAAUGAAUCAGCAAGGCCAAUUGGAAAUACAAUCACUAGCACCCACGGAGAUCGAUCUCCCAAGGAUAUCUCCACAUCAUCGACUUCCGAGGGUAGAACGUUGACGGCUUCAUCAGCUCAGUCAACAUCAUCGAAGCGUCCUCACCGUCGCUCAGCACGAGGCAAUAGCAAUCGAGAAGACAGCGACAAUCCCUCAGACGAUGACGAAGAAGAUCAACCACCCAAGAAGGCGCGCACUUCUUCAGAGCGCAGUCCGCCCACAAAGAAGCUACUUGCUUGCCCUUAUUGGAAGUAUGAUCCAGCUCGAUACUCCCCUGCCAACACUUCGGAGAAGAGAUAUCGGGGUUGCUCGAGUGUUUAUCUCAGAGACAUCGCGAGGCUGAAGCAGCAUCUUUACCGCGUUCACAAGAUGCCAGACUAUCAUUGUCAGCGAUGUUUAGAGGUCUUUGAAAACGAGCCAAGCCUACAGGAGCAUGUUCGGGCCCCGGCAGAACUAGCAUGUACAUAUCAGCAAAACACCUCCUCGGAACUGUUAUCUGAGUGGCAAUGUGCCCAGCUGAGGAAACGGUGGACUGGCAAGACCACAGAAGAGGCGUGGAAGUGUAUAUGGUCCAUCAUUUUCCCACGCCUUGAGCCACCCUCGAGCAUACACGCUGAAGACCGUUCCGCAUCGAUUCAGCCUUCUCAGAUGCCUGGGUUUCUGAGCGAGUUUCAGCGGCGCGCCCCAUCCAUACUGCAUGAGAUACUUUUGGAAAGGUCCUCUCAAACCGAGUCUGCCGAGGUGACCUCAUGGCUGCAGUCGGCUGGUGCACAGUCAAUUUUCAGCGCCUCGAUUCAAGAGCUCUUUACCCGCCUCCAGUGA